AUGAAACAGAAAACAGACACUCGAGCAACAGGAGAGAAACUCAGUUUCCCAGAGUCAUUAGCUGCGGUGCGAGCAGGCCAACCAAUGAAACUGAUGUGUGGAGACAACUUCCUGUUUCGAGAUGUCAAGUUGAAGAAGGCGCCGCAUGAAUUACUGUCCCCAAACACUGUCCCCCGGAGACGAGAAGACACACAACUUCUGCAAAUGGCUCAAGAGGGCCAGGGUGAGACGUCCCAACACACGGCGAGCAGUGACGAAGACAAGGGGACAGGAACGCAGGUACGAACCCUCAAUCACUACUUGCAACUAUUGCAGACACGUGUUGUAACUUACGUCCAUUCUUUCACACAGGUGACCGCACGGCGCCUUUGGAAGAAAGUGUACGACGAGCUGGGAGGAAGUCCGGGCAGCACCAGCGCUGCUACUUGCACUCGCAGACACUACGAGAAGCUGGUGCUGGCCUUUGAACGCCACCUAAAAGGGGAGGACGACAGGCCGCUGCCUCCCAGCAAACCGCGAAAGCCAUAUAAGAGGAACAUGGAUGCCAAGGUCACCAAGGCCAAGAGGAAGAGGACUCCGUCGGACAUGGAUGUGGAUUCAGAGAUGGAGAUUCUCAGCCAGAGAAGUCCGGAGGCUGCCUGCCAAAGUGACGCGGCGAUGCAUCCUCACCCCGCUCUGUGGGCCCCCCCCUCGGACAGACUCCCCCCCGACGUCUCCCAGCCAAACCGAGCCGCCGCCGCCCUUUGCACGUCCGUCUACGCCCACCUCGUCCCGGUCCCCACGUCCAGUCCUUGGACCGCCCACGUCCCGCCUGCUGCCGGAGAGGUCAUCUCGCCUCUGGAGAAGAAAAAGCGAGUGGCUCAGGCGAGCCUUAACUUGCCCCCGAGUCCUCACAGCGAGGACAAAGAGCGUCCCUCCGUCAUUCACUGCUCCCCGUCUCCGGCGAGGGCUUCUUCCAGCCAAAACUGCAACUCCUCCAACAGCUCCCCGCUGCCUUUGUCCCCUUCGUCUUCCCGCAGCCCGUCCCCUUACUCGGUUUCAUCAGAGGACGGCCCUGAGGAGACUAAAGACAAACCUGCGUCGGACUCUGAACUACCCCUAAAGUGCUCUAGUUCUGGGAAAACUACAUCCAGCAGUGAGGAACGCAAGUUUGCGAGCUGUAGUCAGAAAUCCAAAGACCCUGCAGGACAGAGUAAAAACGUCCGCUCCCAAUCCGCAGAUUCCAUCAAACUCCAGAUUGAAGGCUCCGCCUGGAUGCCGAUCCACAAAGGGAGCGUCAAAUACGCCCCCCAUCCCUUCCACUUGCCCUCCUCCUUGGCUCUGAGAUCCGACUGGGCUCCAACAUCUACCUCUAGUUUCACCAAAGUUGUUCCUAAAUCCGUGCAGCUCCUGCGGCCCGCCCCCAUCCGGCCGGCGUAUAAAACCCCCCAGGGCAGGUUGCUGCAGCAGGACGACUCUCUGGCUUGUGCGAAGAAGCUGAGCAACAUGGCUCCAUGGCUAUAUCCUACAGAGAAGAGGGACAAAUCCAGGACAAUGCAACCAAAGGGUCCUUCAACGCAGCAGCAGCAGAGUCUGGCCCACUCUGCCGCCAACCUGCCGGCGUCCUGCGUCCAUCAGAGCUGCGACAAAUCAGGGAGAGAUUCCCGGCACCAGCCUUUACUACACCCUUCGUUCCUCCCCAACAGAAUGAGACUACCUCAAUCUCAGCUGACGUACCGCCACGUCCCAGUGAGUCCAGCUCACUCUGCUCUCAUUGGGUCUGAGGUUUACCCCUAUCCCUACUCCAUUCCUCUGUUAAACCCCCAGACCUGCUACACCCUACCUGCCGUGCAUCCCGUUUACUUUCACAAGCUGUGAUUUCCAUUGUAUGUUAACUCUAGACUUUCGUAACAAAAGAUGCAUCACAUGUGAUCUUGAUCUUGAUCAGAAGAAGGCAGACGUUGAGCAGUUUGGUCAACUUAUCUGUUUGUUUUUGUCUACCUUACGCCCUGAAAAGCCCUAAAAAGACUAAAGUCUGACACCAUCUCACAUCUAAAGACACUCUGUCAUACAGGCCCAAUCCCAAAGUGAGCCCUGAGGACUAAAGACUCAGACUUAAUUGAUCUCAGGUGCUAAGUGAGGGAGCUCUUCAUUCACUUCACGUUUAACUUCAGAUACAGUAUUAGGGGACCACUAAGGUCUAAAUAAAGAGACUUCAGAUACAGUAUUAGGGGACCAC
This is a messenger RNA of Etheostoma cragini (Arkansas darter), 2218 nucleotides long. RefSeq names its product AT rich interactive domain 5A (MRF1-like) (gene arid5a). Lineage: Eukaryota; Metazoa; Chordata; Actinopteri; Perciformes; Percidae. The coding region runs from base 1 to 1857 and encodes 618 amino acids. Gene Ontology annotation, cellular component: nucleus. The record is from RefSeq and is a predicted model, not a curated record. Gene Ontology annotation, molecular function: transcription cis-regulatory region binding. The transcript is spliced from 5 exons. Gene Ontology annotation, biological process: regulation of transcription by RNA polymerase II.